This is a messenger RNA of Mycena indigotica, 1356 nucleotides long. Its product is annotated as Lactamase-B domain-containing protein. NCBI's taxonomy places the organism in Eukaryota, Fungi, Basidiomycota, Agaricomycetes, Agaricales, Mycenaceae. The transcript has 8 exons. The record is from RefSeq and is a predicted model, not a curated record. Bases 1 to 1356 code for a protein of 451 amino acids.
AUGGGUGUCUUCAGCUUAUCCUCCAAGAAUGCGUCCGUCGUAAAGCUUAACGAACCGUCAGCUGCGGCAACAUCUACCCCAACUAAUACCAGUCCCAAAGCCGACGAGAAGCAAGCGGAAACACCGGCAAAGCCAACAACCGCUCGACGACUCUCGCUUCGCCCAUUCUCCUCCAGUUCAAAACACAAGGCCGCUCUGACUGAAAGCCAGGAACACAAGGAGAAAGUGGAUGCAGCGAACGCACUCUCCAAACGCCUCGUAAAGAAUUCCAAUUCGGAGAAACGGGCGAAGGAGUCGGCUUUGAUUGUGAGGACGCUCAUUGUGGGGACAGCAGACGACUAUGGUGCCCCAAAGCUUUCGAAAGCAGUGGCCCGACCACAACUGAGCAAGGUCAAAUCAGAGCUGUUGAAGCCUAAGUCCGCAAACAAAGUCAUUGCACAACUCCGUGCCCUCCCUGUCAUUAACGAGGAAAGCAAAGCUCAAGCGGAUGCCCCGAUCCACGCGGUCUGCCUUGCCCAUACGGAUGCAGAAGAACAGAAGAUUCAUUUUGCGAAGCUUGCAGAGGAGUCAGAAUCCAAAGAUGUUCAGGAUAAACCUGUUCGUAAGAACCCAUUGGAGAAGCUCGCGAAUGCUUUCAGCGAAAUGCACGUCGUCGAUUUGGUGACGGCUCCUGAUCUUGGCCUUGGCCAACCUGGUGAUGGAGAGGGCCUUCUUGCUGGCGCUGUCCCAACGGCAGAAUCUGUACUCAAAGGUUUCGAGCAAAUAACACCACAGUUGAUGGCUCUGGGCUAUGCUACUGGCAAGGCCAUUUACCCAGACCACAAAGGCGUGCAUCCCCCCACCGACAGAAUGUCUGUCUUGACAUAUUGGUGGGGACUGGAAGUCGUUUUGCCGCCUCCAACUCUGGAGUACCUCAGCAACACUCAAUCUAUCUCGGGAACCUUAGUCAACUUUCUGACGGCAUUGUCUCUCGUUAACAAUGGAGUGCGGGAAAUUCUACCAUUUGUUCGAUAUAUCUCGCAGUUUAUUGACUUCGAGUUCAACAUGAUCAAGUCGCAAGACCAAGGACUUGGGGUGGUCUGUGCUUCUACAUGGAUAAUGCCUGCUGCCUUGGUUCCCCGGCCCUGGGAUUUCCCGCCACCAGAUUCGAGUAGCAAAAAGGAUGCAGUGAACCCGGAUCCUGGCGCUAUAAUGGUGAUGCCAGUCAUACCAGAAGGGCCGAAUGGUCCGGCGACUGUAUCGCCUUUGCCCAAGUCGCCAGCGAGCCCCGCCAUUACGCAGCCCUCUCGAAUUGUACCCCCCGUUGUCAUCAACAACACCCAACCCGUGUUGAGACCCGGCAUAUCGCUGUCUUGA